Molecule: messenger RNA, 1131 nt
Organism: Lizanozyma spartinae
Lineage: Eukaryota; Fungi; Ascomycota; Pichiomycetes; Serinales; Debaryomycetaceae
Gene: ACT1
Product: actin
Exons: 2
Coding region: 1-1131 (376 amino acids)
Source: RefSeq, a predicted model, not a curated record
AUGGACGGAGAAGAAAUUACUGCCUUAGUCAUCGAUAACGGUUCCGGUAUGUGUAAAGCCGGUUUCGCCGGUGAUGACGCCCCAAGAGCUGUUUUCCCAUCUAUCGUUGGUAGACCAAGACACCCAGGUAUUAUGGUUGGUAUGGGUCAAAAAGACUCUUAUGUUGGUGAUGAAGCACAAUCCAAGAGAGGUAUUUUGACUUUGAGAUACCCAAUUGAACACGGUAUUGUUACCAACUGGGACGACAUGGAAAAGAUCUGGCAUCACACUUUCUACAACGAAUUGAGAGUUGCUCCCGAAGAACACCCAGUUUUGUUGACCGAAGCCCCAAUGAACCCUAAGUCUAACAGAGAAAAGAUGACUCAAAUCAUGUUUGAAACUUUCAACGUUCCAGCUUUCUAUGUUUCCAUUCAAGCUGUUCUUUCCUUAUACUCUUCUGGUAGAACCACCGGUAUUGUCUUAGAUUCUGGUGAUGGUGUUACUCACGUUGUUCCAAUUUACGGUGGUUACUCCAUGCCUUACGGUAUCUUGAGAUUGAACUUGGCUGGUAGAGAUUUAACUGACUACUUGAUGAAGAUCUUGUCUGAACGUGGUUACGCUUUCUCCACCACUGCUGAAAGAGAAAUUGUCAGAGACAUUAAGGAAAAGUUGUGUUACGUUGCUUUGGACUUCGAACAAGAAAUGCAAACUUCUUCUCAAUCAUCAGCCAUUGAAAAGUCUUAUGAAUUGCCAGAUGGUCAAGUUAUUACCAUUGGUAACGAAAGAUUUAGAACUCCUGAAGCUUUGUUCAGACCUGCUGACUUGGGUUUGGAAGCUGCUGGUAUUGACCAAACUACUUUCAACUCUAUUAUGAAGUGUGAUCUUGAUGUUAGAAAGGACUUGUACGGUAACAUUGUUAUGUCUGGUGGUACCACCAUGUACCCAGGUAUUGCUGAAAGAAUGCAAAAGGAAAUCACUUUGUUGGCCCCAUCCUCUAUGAAGGUUAAAAUCAUUGCUCCACCAGAAAGAAAGUACUCUGUGUGGAUUGGUGGUUCUAUCUUGGCAUCUUUGUCUACCUUCCAACAAAUGUGGAUCUCAAAGCAAGAAUACGACGAAUCUGGACCAGCUAUUGUUCACCACAAGUGUAUGUAA